AAGACCUCCCAGUCACCUUUACAGAAGAAUUUGAAGAACAGACAUUUACAGAUGAUUGCCAUUGGUGGUGCCAUUGGUACUGGUUUGUUUGUCGGUUCCGGUGGUGCUCUGAAGAAGGGUGGUCCAGCUGCUCUGCUUAUCGCUUGGAGUUUGGUUGGUACCAUGAUUUUCUCUACUGUCCAUGCCAUUGGUGAAUUGGCUGUUAGAUUCCCAAUCUCUGGUGGUUUUAACGUGUACUCCACCAGAUUUAUCGACCCAUCCUGGGGUUUUGCCAUGGGUUGGAACUAUGCCCUGCAAUGGCUGAUUGUUAUGCCUUUGGAACUUGUCGCUGCUUCUAUUACUAUUGGUUACUGGAACUCUGAGAUCAACUCUGUUGCCUGGGUGGCGAUCUUUUACGUAUUCAUCGUUGUUCUUAAUUUCUUUGGUGUCAAGGGUUACGGUGAAGCUGAGUUUGUCUUCUCCUUCAUCAAGGUGCUCGCUGUCAUUGGUUUCAUCAUCUUGGGUAUUAUCCUGAACUGUGGUGGUGGUCCAAAAGGUGGUUACAUCGGAGGAAAGUACUGGCACGACCCAGGUGCGUUCUCCAACGGGUUCAAGGGUGUGUGUGCUGUGUUUGUCACUGCUGCCUUCUCCUUUGCCGGUACCGAGCUUGUUGGUUUGGCUGCCUGUGAGACUCAAAACCCAAGAAAGUCCCUUCCAAGAGCCACCAAGCAAGUCUUCUGGAGAAUCACCUUGUUCUACAUUGUUUCUUUAACCCUUGUUGGUUUGCUUGUGCCUUACACUGACUCAAGAUUGGGUACUGCAUCCGAUGCCUCUGCUUCUCCUUUCGUCAUUGCCAUCAACAACGCUGGUAUCGGUGGUUUGGAUGACGUUAUGAACGUGGUUAUCAUGAUUGCUGUUCUGUCUGUCGGUAACUCCUCUGUCUACGCUUGUUCUCGUACAUUGGUUUCUCUUGGUGGUCAAGGCUUCGCACCUUCUUGGUUGAUGUACGUUGACAAGAAGGGUCGUCCAAUCUGGGCCACGCUUGUCACUUUGAUUGUUGGUCUCUUGUGUUUCGUCUCUGCUUCCGACAAGCAAGGUGAUGUUUUCAACUGGUUGUUGGCCAUUUCCGGUUUGUCCUCUGUCUUCACCUGGGGUUCUGUCUGCUUUGCUCAUAUCAGAUUCAGAGCUGGUAUGAAGGCUCAAGGUCGUAAUCCAAACGAAGAAUUGGCCUUCAUGUCUCAAUGUGGUCUCCUUGGUUCCUGGUAUGGUGUCAUUCUCAACAUUUUGAUUCUCGUGGCCCAAUUCUGGGUUGCCCUUUUCCCAUUGGGUGCAAGCCCAGAUCCAAGUGAUUUCUUCCAAGCUUACUUGGCCUUGCCAGUCAUCAUCGCCUUCUACGUCUUCCACAAGCUCUGGAAGAGAAACAAAUCCUGGUACAUUAAGGCCUCUGAUAUGGAUUUGGACAGUGGUAGAGCUGAGCACGAUUUGGACUUGCUCAAGCAAGAGAUUGCCGAGGAGAAGGCUUUCAUCGCUUCAAAGCCUUUCUACUACAGAUUCUACAGAGUCUGGUGUUGAACUCCCUAAGCUCAUUGUAUUUAGUUUCUGCAAACACGUCCUUGAUGGAUAUUUAAUUUGAUUUCUAAUAGAUUAUAUGGAUAACGAGUCCUGUAG
Molecule: messenger RNA, 1647 nt
Organism: Williopsis jadinii
Lineage: Eukaryota; Fungi; Ascomycota; Saccharomycetes; Phaffomycetales; Wickerhamomycetaceae
Gene: GAP1
Product: amino acid permease GAP1
Exons: 1
Coding region: 52-1551 (499 amino acids)
Biological process (GO): amino acid transmembrane transport
Cellular component (GO): membrane
Molecular function (GO): amino acid transmembrane transporter activity
Source: RefSeq, a predicted model, not a curated record